UCUAAUGUUUACAUUCGUCCUUGAUUGGGACAUGAGACAUUUCUAUGUACCGUGACCUCAGGUUAAAGAUAAAGGAUGAGAGAGAUGAAUACCGUCAUUGCCCACGAUAGGUUUUAUUGCUGUAGUCAUCAGGAUUAGACGGAAAAUCUGAGUAAAACUACGCAGAAAUGGACUUGCCAUGCUUGGAGGAGUUUCUUAAAAAAGCUGCAUUUGUGUGAUGUCUUUGUGGUUGUUUGUCUUCUGUAAUGUUGAUGAAACGAGGAUUAAGAGUGUGUUUCCUUCGUGCAAUAUCAUUGCCUAGGGCAUCAGUGAAUACUACGCCUCGACACAAUUUUCAAUCUUCAUUAACACAAUUCUACACAACAGUAAAUCCAGGGUCAGUAUCAUUGAACCUCACCAUGCCAUCAGAAAAACACAAGGAACUCAGGGACAUACUGGAUGCAGCCAUAUCCUCUGUUCUACCUUCAGAGAUGAUUGGAAGGGCCCUGAAGGUGGAAGAUAAUAGUUUACAUGUGGGAGGUCAGGAGUACAGUCUGGAUAACAAUGUUUAUGUGGUGGGCUUCGGUAAGGCGGUGGCAGGAAUGGCUCGGGCGGUAGAGGACCAACUACAGAACCACCUCAUUGGUGGCAUCCUUAGUGUACCACAUGGUCUAGGCCAAACUCUUAAAGAACUUGGAAAGAUGGAUCUUUGGCUGAGGGAAAACACCAAGUUGAAGGUCAUGGAAGGAGCUAAAAAUAACCUGCCGGACCAUGACGCCCAGGCUGCAGCAGUGUCCAUCAAGAAAUUAGUGUCCACCCUGACCGAUCAACAUAUCCUUAUAGUUCUUAUAUCAGGUGGCGGAUCCGCUCUUUUACCGUUACCAUGCCCGCCGAUAACGCUGGAGGAGGAGGUCUCCUUAACAAAGAUGUUGUCCCAAAACGGUGCUACUAUUAACGACCUCAACACCAUUAGAAAACACAUUGAGGAGUUAAAGGGCGGAGGCCUGGCCAAGGCGGCUCUUCCAGCACAGGUGAUCUCGCUUAUCCUGUCAGAUGUCGUUGGAGACAAACUGGACAUCAUAGCCAGCGCUCCCACUGUAUUCAACGUGUCGUCCCCUCAGAUGUGCAUGGACAUCUUCAAGGAACUGAAAGUCCAACAGCAAGUCCCCAAGUCUGUCAAAGAAUUCCUAUUUAAAAAGUCCGUCGAGUUUGCAAAGAUGCCGUCAUUAAAGAAACCAGAGGCGGGAUACACCACGCCAUGGUCCGAAUUCCAACAUGUCAAGAAUUUCAUUGUUGGAAAUAACACUAUGGCAACGCAGGCCGCAGAAAAUAAGGCAGAAGAACUCGGACUCCUGCCGUUUGUCAUGAGUGUGUCUCUGGAGGGUGAGGCACGCCAUGUAGGAGAAACCUUUGUAGAUAUCGCCCAAUACAUAGCACUGUUAUAUACUUACAAACCGUCACGUGACGGAGGCUCAAUAUCACUGGUCCAGUUAGAGUUAAAACUGGCGCAGUUUGGUUUUGAGAAGACAAUAUUGAAUGAAUUAAACUCUAUUACCAGGAAAGCUUAUAACUGUCGUAAAGGGGUCUGUGUCAUCAGCGGAGGUGAGACCGUUGUUAAGGUCAAAGGUCAAGGUAAGGGUGGGCGUAACCAAGAAAUGGUGCUGUCAUUUGGAAUAUGUUUAGAAAAAGCCUUUGCAGAGGAAGAGAAGUUGAAUAAUUUCUCCAUUGAAUUUCUGAGCGGAGGGACAGACGGACAAGAUGGACCGACAGACGCCACGGGAGCGAUAGCAGACGACAAAACGGGUCAGAGAAGUGCUGAACAAGGUCUGAAUAUGGUUAGUUUCCUGGAAAACAAUGACAGUUAUAGCUUGUUUUCUGAGCUGGACGAGGGUUCAUAUAUUGUAAAGACUGGCCUUACCGGGACUAAUGUCAUGGACAUACAGGCUCUGAUUGUCAAGCCUAAAGACUUCGACGACAUUUAAAAUGUUUCAAAGCUUUGUUGUAAAAAAGGUGCUCAGUGGUACAAAAAAUCCAGUUUUAAAAGUGAUAACUUCAGUGCUAUUUGACAAAUGAUAAAUCAAAACAUCAAGAUUAUUGAAUUGGGGUAGAGAAGGGGAAAGGGGGUUAGGGUUUGACGAACAGAGUGAAGUAAUAUUGUUUUUUUAAACGAUUGCUAAAACGUUUAACAUAGUGCAGUAUACAUCUGUCAAUGGUGGUUCAAUGCAUGCGAUAUGUUUUGUAGUGAAUAUGUUGUGAAAAAAAAGCGAUUAUAAAGGAGGUGGUCAUAAAAGCAAAGUAAAUUUACCGAGUGUAUUUUGAUUAACGUUCUAUUAAAGAAUUUUUGUUUUGCUCAUACAGAGAUGUAAACUAAGAUAGUGAAAAUUAAAUCUCAAAAAAAUAAAUGAAUCGAUGUUAUUUCAAAUCACGUUAAUAUUGCAUUAUAUGUAAAAUCUAACAAGAACAUUGUAGGGUAUAUGCCGAAUUUGGCCUAGCUCUUGUUUAAUGUUAAAAUUGGAACACAAAUUUGUAAUGGUAAACAACUUUGAAUGUUGUUGCUUGUUGUAAAAGAAGUUUGGUUUGAUUUUGAUAUGAUAUGGCAUGCAAUCAGACAACACAAUAGAAACAUAAUUGUC
This is a messenger RNA of Saccostrea cuccullata (small rock oyster), 2612 nucleotides long. Its product is annotated as glycerate kinase-like. The record is from RefSeq and is a predicted model, not a curated record. The transcript has 7 exons. The coding region runs from base 246 to 1961 and encodes 571 amino acids. Gene Ontology annotation, cellular component: cytoplasm. NCBI's taxonomy places the organism in Eukaryota, Metazoa, Mollusca, Bivalvia, Ostreida, Ostreidae. Gene Ontology annotation, biological process: protein phosphorylation. Gene Ontology annotation, molecular function: glycerate kinase activity.